This is a messenger RNA of Cryptomeria japonica (Japanese cedar), 2532 nucleotides long. RefSeq names its product glucan endo-1,3-beta-D-glucosidase 1. The record is from RefSeq and is a predicted model, not a curated record. Gene Ontology annotation, molecular function: endo-1,3(4)-beta-glucanase activity. The transcript is spliced from 2 exons. The coding region runs from base 257 to 2281 and encodes 674 amino acids. NCBI's taxonomy places the organism in Eukaryota, Viridiplantae, Streptophyta, Pinopsida, Cupressales, Cupressaceae.
ACUUAAUCAAUCCCCCUUCGCAAGGCAACCGAUACGGAGAGUAAUUUCAACCUAAAUGUUCUCGUUGGUCGGAACCCGUUUAAAUUCAGACUGUACUCCUCACAAACACUGGACUAAGAUUUCUGAUCAAAUACAGGGAAUCAUAAAAUUCCUGUCUAAUUGAAAGCCCUACUGUAGUAUUGUCUUAAAAAUCCUCGGAUUUGAACACAGGAAUCACCUCUGCUAUCUACAAUCCACAAAAAAUCCCGAUUCCACCAUGCAGGCAAUAACAGGAAAUGCUUUCCCGACUGUGGUUAACACGGCCAUACCCGAUCCGCCGCCUUUCUUCGCCCAAAAUCUGCCCACCCGCCCUUUGCCCACAAACGCCGCCUGGCAAAAUUUCGUCCUAAAGAAGGCCGACCAACCAGAAUACAUUCAUCCAUACCUUGUCCAAUCCAAACAUGGUGCCCUUACAGUUUGCUACCCGGCCCGGGCCGUCAACACGGCCUUCAUAUUCCAAGCUUUCGUAGCCAAUUUCAUCAUCUCCUGCGGACCCUCGGGCUCUCACAAGCUCACCCACUUCGACGACCUCAGUGUUACUCUGGAGCUCCCUGGUCCUCUCAUGGUUCCCCUGGUGCGAGGUAGCCCUUACAUCACUUGCAUUGUCAAGGGUGGGCACCUCAAAUUCUCCACCAUACAUGCUGUCUUGGAUGUCUCUUCCUUCAACGACUGUACCAAGCACAAGAUCCAGUUCAACAAUGGCCAAACAUGGCUUCUUUAUAGCUCUGCUCCAUUGAAGCUCAAUUCUGACCUUUCUGUCUCGGGGGAGUUUCUAGGCGUCCUCAGAUUGGCCUUGCUUUCUGACAAAGUCAACCAGGUUGCGGAUAAAAAAGAGCGGGUCUUGGAUCGCUUUAGUACCUGCUAUCCGAUCUCUGCUCAUGUUGACCUCACUACUCCUUUCAGGAUUAGUUAUAAGUGGAAGACGAGAGGGUGGGGGGAUUUGCUUAUGCUUUCCCACUCUGUACACAGACAAAUAAUGACAGUCCCAGGGCAUGAUAAGGUUAUCUCAGAGUUCAGCUAUAGAAGCAUGGAUGGGGACCUGGUGGCUAUAGUUGGGGAUUCAUGGGUUUUAGAGGAGACACCCAUACCCAUAAAUUGGUAUUCAAUCAAAGGAUUCCAGAGCCACAAUGAAAUGCAAACAGUGGUCUCUGCUCUGAAGAAGGAUGUUGCAGACCUGAAUCCGAUCAAAACUACAUCUAGUUAUUUCUAUGGAAAGGCAAUCGCCAGAGCUGCUAGGUUGGCUCUAAUAGCAGAGGAAACACAUUGUCAUAGUCUGAUUCCUCACAUAAGAGAUUUUUUGCAGCAAUCCAUAACACCCUGGUUGGAUGGUACUUUUGAAGGAAAUGGAUUUUUGUAUGAUGACAAGUGGGGUGGGCUGAUUAGCAGAAAUGGUGCCCAAGAUUCGGGUGCUGAUUUUGGGUUAGGAGUAUAUAAUGAUCAUCACUACCAUUUUGGGUACUUUUGCUAUGCAAUUGCAGUGCUUGGCAAGCUUGAUCACAAUUGGGCUAGGAGGUUCAAACCCCAGGUCUAUUCCAUUGUGAAGGAUUUCAUGACUGUUAAUCCUGGGGAAGGGGUGGUGUACCCUCGUCUGAGGAAUUUUGAUCUGUGGAAGCUGCAUUCUUGGGCGGGUGGGCUCACAGAAUUUGCAGAUGGGAGAAACCAGGAGAGCACCAGUGAGGCCUUGAAUGCAUACUAUUCUGCAGCAUUGUUAGGUUUGGUUUACGGAGACACAGAUUUGAUUGGGAUUGGGUCUACCAUGGCUGCAUUGGAGAUGAGGUCUGCCAAGGCCUGGUGGCAUGUUCCUUUGAAUAGCACUGUUUAUGAGUCUGAAUUUGUGCAGGAGAACCGCAUUAUGAGUAUUUUGUGGGCUAAUAAGAGGGACAGUGGGCUGUGGUUUGCUCCUGCCCAAUGGAGAGAAUGCAGACUAGGUAUUCAGUUGCUUCCCAUUCUGCCCAUUACUGAACUUUUGUUCUCUGAUGUGGGGUAUGUUAAGGAGUUGGUAGAAUGGACUGUCCCUGCAUUGAGCAGGGAGGGUGUUGGAGAGGGAUGGAAGGGGUUUGUAUAUGCAUUAGAGAGUUUGUAUGACAAAGACAGUGCUCUGCAGAAGAUAAAAGCUCUGAAGGGGCAUGAUGAUGGCAAUUCACUGACAAAUUUGUUAUGGUGGAUAUAUACAAGAGGUACUGAUGAUUCUGACUGUUCAUGUUCCUAUUCAAUGAAGGAAUCGAGUAGAUAUUGUUCCUAGUUUCUUUCUAUCAUGUUUUUCCAAAACUCCCCUUUAGGAACAUCAUCUGUGCCUAAAUGUGCAAGUUACCUGAAUAAUCAUAAUAUAGCAUUUGCCUUAACUGUAUAACGCUUCAUUUUUCUAUCAAUCUCGAAAGAAAUUCAGGAUCAGUCUUCAAUCCUUUCUAUCCGAACACAAUGUAAUUUAGAUGUUACACUUCUAUCUUCCACCUAUUUUCACUUAAUCCUGUCAAUACUGCAUCUCUUUGUUCU